Tyto alba (common barn owl) is the source of this 2565-nucleotide messenger RNA. RefSeq names its product serine/threonine kinase 32B (gene STK32B). NCBI's taxonomy places the organism in Eukaryota, Metazoa, Chordata, Aves, Strigiformes, Tytonidae. The transcript is spliced from 12 exons. Gene Ontology annotation, biological process: regulation of signal transduction; G protein-coupled receptor signaling pathway; protein phosphorylation. Bases 225 to 1382 code for a protein of 385 amino acids. Gene Ontology annotation, molecular function: G protein-coupled receptor binding; G protein-coupled receptor kinase activity; ATP binding. The record is from RefSeq and is a predicted model, not a curated record.
GGAGAGACGGGCCAAGUCGGGUCGCGCCAGCCAGCCGCGAUCUCUGCUAGGGGCAGACGGAUCGCUUUCAUGUCGCAGGGUGACUGCUAGCCCCGCGGAGGCUCCCCCGGCCGGGCCGGGCCGGGGCCGGGGCUGGGGCUGGGGAGGCGGCGGCGGGCGGGCGGGCAGCUGCCCCGGCGCCGGGGUGCCUGCCGGCGCGCCCCGCGGAAUGCUGGCGGCGGGGGAUGCGGAGCCGCCCGCGGACUAAGAUGGGGGGCGGCCACUCCCACAGGGCGCCCGUCUUCGACGAGAACGAGGACGUUAACUUUGACCACUUUCAAAUAUUGCGUGCUAUUGGGAAAGGGAGUUUUGGAAAGGUGUGUAUUGUACAGAAGAGAGACACCAAGAAAAUGUAUGCCAUGAAAUAUAUGAAUAAACAGAAGUGCAUUGAGAGAGAUGAAGUUCGAAAUGUUUUUCGUGAGCUACAGAUAAUGCAAGGCCUGGAGCAUCCCUUCCUAGUCAAUCUAUGGUAUUCCUUUCAAGAUGAAGAAGAUAUGUUCAUGGUGGUUGAUCUCUUACUCGGAGGCGAUCUGCGUUACCAUUUGCAGCAGAACGUCCACUUUAAUGAAGGAACUGUUAAGCUGUACAUUUGUGAGCUGGCGCUUUCCUUGGAUUAUUUGCAGAGGUAUCACAUCAUUCACAGGGACAUCAAACCUGAUAACAUAUUACUGGACGAGCAUGGACAUGUUCACAUCACUGACUUUAACAUAGCAACCAUAGUGAAAGGCUCAGAAAAAGCUUCUUCUAUGGCUGGCACAAAACCCUAUAUGGCUCCAGAAGUGUUCCAGGCCUUUAUGGAUGGAGGUCCAGGAUACUCGUACCCAGUAGACUGGUGGUCUCUAGGAAUUACAGCAUAUGAAUUACUGAGGGGUUGGAGGCCCUAUGAAAUUCAUUCAGCCACCCCCAUUGAUGAGAUACUCAACAUGUUCAAGAUAGAAAGAGUUCACUAUUCAUCUGCAUGGUGCAAGGGCAUGAUAGGACUACUGAAAAAGCUCCUCACUAAGGACCCAGAGUGCCGUCUUUCAAGCCUUGCAGACAUCCAAAGCUCUCCAUACCUAGCUGAUGUCAACUGGGAUGCUGUUCUAGAGAAAGCUGUGACCCCAGGCUUUGUUCCUAAUAAAGGAAGACUGAACUGUGAUCCUACAUUUGAACUUGAAGAAAUGAUUUUGGAGUCCAAGCCUCUACAUAAAAAGAAAAAACGACUUGCCAAAAACAAAUCCAAAGAUGGAGCUAAGGAAACCUGCCCACUGAACAUACACCUGCAGCAGUGCUUGGAAACCGUUAGGAAAGAAUUCAUCAUAUUCAACAGAGAGAAAAUUCACUGGGAAGAUGAGGAGGAAUGAAGGGAAGACGAACUAUUCCCAGUUUCUCUGUGGAAAAAGCCUAUCAAACAAAGAAGUUUCCAGAAGAUGAAACAAACCCAUUGUCUUAAGAUUUGUGUAGUUGCAAAAGACUGUCCUGUGUACUAAAAAUAGCAGUUAUAGAAGAAAAGUCCAUGGUAGUUCUGUGUUUCAGUUCAGCUAAGCAUGUUCUGUUACUGUUAAUCCUAUAAAACAGUCUGGGAAAUUUGUGAAAUGUGAAGGGAAUACUGCUUUCAUGUGUGCAAAAUAGACCCUGCAUGUUCUGAAGUCUUUCUGUGAAGUCAUUCCUAUGGUACACCAUUUCUUGUAAAGGAUAGGAAUUAAGGAAAACCGAAUGCGGGCCAUGUUCAUCUUCCACCCUCAGUGUAAUUUCCUCUUGGGGCACUCAUAUACAAUUCCAAAUAAUGGAGCAGCAGACAAGGAGCAGCUUUAGGCAUGUGCAACGUUCAUGGGUUGAAAAUACUUUAUACUUCACAUAAAAUGGCUAAGCUGUUCUGAAGAGGUAGCUUUACACUUUCGUCUUCAUUUGUGCAGGAAAACAUUAAGCAUCCAGAAUGAAAUCCCUUACACUGUAAGCUGAUCUUAUCUUGAUUUUAUUUUUCCAGUGUUUCACAUACCACAGUGGCUGAAGUGUUGCUAGAUGGAAGGCUUUAUUCUUAUUAACAUCAAUAUUUCAGUGGAUGUGAGCUACAAAUUAAAAAACAUGUGUGCCUUCUGAUAUGACACAGGUGUAUGUCAUCUGUCCACACUAACAUUGUCUUCCAAUACCUUUACAAGAGGGGUACACACUGUCCUGAUCCAAAGUAAAAUAACAUAGUAAAAUCCUUUUACAAUCCAAGUUUGAAUGUGCUACAUGAAAUAUUUUCUAUUCUUAAGAGUCUCAGUAAAAGCUCAUACUUAGUUUUGAACAUAUAAACUAAAUAAACCAUGAUCAAAGAAUGGUCCACACACUGAGACUUAGCUGGAGAAUAUGAUCUGAAGUUGAUUUCAGGGACCUGUUUGCCUCAUUUUGCUGACAAAUAAUUUUUUGUUGUUUUAAAUCUAUUUCUACAGAUAGAUGCUGUAUUAUAUCUAGAAAUGCAGCACCAAACAAUCUGUAGUAACUGAUUGUGUAUUCCCAUAGACUUAACAACAAUUUUUCAAGAAUUUAAUCUCAUUUAGAAGU